Molecule: messenger RNA, 285 nt
Organism: Trichomonas vaginalis G3
Lineage: Eukaryota; Parabasalia; Trichomonadida; Trichomonadidae
Exons: 1
Coding region: 1-285 (94 amino acids)
Source: RefSeq, a predicted model, not a curated record
AUGACGUUUAAUCCAGAGCACUUCGGAUUAUCAGAAAAGGAUAAACUUCUUACCACAAAUGUUUUUAAGAGAAUAGCAGGAGAAUAUGGUCUUUCAACUCCAGAAGUUAGAGAGCAAGUUCAAAUUGCAACAACUAUUUUUCUUCAUUAUAUAAUAGAUGGCUGUGUUGCUUACCAUCAAAGAGACGACACCGAAAAGCCUGUGUCUGUUAAGACGGCAGAUAUUAUUCGUACACUAGAAAAUUCUGGUUUCAUAACUAUUGCAAGAAAAUGCGCAUCUCAGUAG